Molecule: messenger RNA, 2379 nt
Organism: Nothobranchius furzeri (turquoise killifish)
Lineage: Eukaryota; Metazoa; Chordata; Actinopteri; Cyprinodontiformes; Nothobranchiidae
Product: E3 ubiquitin-protein ligase TRIM47
Molecular function (GO): zinc ion binding
Source: RefSeq, a predicted model, not a curated record
CGCCCCCUUUUUAUUCUAGGCUGCGGAGCUUCAAAAAGCUUCAGAUGGACUCAGAGCUGUCAAAGCAGCAGGAAACAGGCUGACAGCUGCUGCGGAAAGGAUAAACACGAUGAGUCUUGGCCUGAUGUCGGAGCCUCCUCAGUGCUGCAUCUGUCAGGAUGCCCUGUCCGGCCCAACCUCCCUCCCAUGUGGACACCGCUUCUGCCUGGUGUGUAUAGGAGAAUACUGGAGGCAUGCAGCCUGCCAGUGCCCCCUCUGCAAGACUGUCUUCUCAAGAAGGCCUCAUCUGAAAAGGGACCAAACACCACCGUCUCCUAGUGAGGCAGUUCCUCUAAAAGCCGGAGAGGUUCCUUGUGAUUUGUGUCCGGUAAAGCGUCCUGCAGUCAAGGCCUGCCUGCAGUGCCUGGCCUCCUAUUGCAGCUCUCACCUGGAGCUGCAUUACCAGACCGAAGAUCUUGGGCGCCAUCAGCUGAUCAGUGUGGUGAAGAACCUGGAGGACUCUGUGUGCGGGCUGCAUGGGAAGAAGUUGGAGAUGUUCUGCAAGAGCGAUCGGGCAUGCAUUUGCAGCAAAUGUGCCCAGACGGAACACCGAGGGCAUCGUAUCGUCUCCAUCAGCAGGGAAGCAACUAAGAAAAAGAGCAUACUGAGGCGCAGGCGGAGCAAAGUCCAGCAACAAAUCCACGACAGGCAGAGUCAAGUUGCUGAGCUGAAGCUUUCUGACGACCUCGGAGGAGAAACUCCACCAGCGGCUCAGACCCAAAACAACAAGCUCAUCGGGCGGCUGGAGGAGGAAAUCUGUGAGCUGCAGGAGAAAAACCAGGAGCUGGAGCAGCUCCUGCAGAGUGAAGACCACCUGCGUUUCAUACAGGUCUCCACUGUUAGUGAGAGUCAGCAGGCCAGCUGAACAGUCCCACUGUGCAAAGACCUAGUGUGGACAUGCUACAGACGUGGUCUGGACCGACAGACUCAAUAUAGACAUUGACUGUUUGCAGGAAUGUUUCAAAGCUUUAUUUAGGCCUUUGUAGCAGAAAACUCAUUUUCCUCUAGUUUCCUGGGAGAUUUCUACACUCCUACCUCAUAGUUAGAAGCAAAUAACCAGAGUUGUCACAAGCAUCUGCAGAAAUCUUCCUUUUUCACAAAUAUUAGCUGAAAUGCACAGAAAAAGCUUUGCUGUGUUUUUAUUACAGCGAGGUCAUGUGAAAAUGAUCAUUUUCAGCAUCUAAAAAAGCAAUAAUUACUCAGAAUUCUACUGUAAUUAGCUCUUCGCACUGCUUUGACUCCACAUAAGUGCGGAGGCAGCCUUCUUGCAGAUGCUGAUCACUGUUCCACAUCUCUCUGGGUACUAACAAUGGUACACCAUGGCUUCAUUUGGGUUUUUUACUCUUCCUCGUCACUACAUCUAAAUCUAAGAAUGUUCUCUCAUGCUUUGACAAGCAUGAGAGAACAUCAUGAGUCCACUGAACAUGAGCACAAGCUGAGUUUCCCCUCUGCUCUGGACUCGUGCUCCAUUGCUCGGUUCUUUUCUAAGCACGGCGUAGUAAAGAUUUGUUUUUACCUUUUAAACUGACGAGUUUCAGCUAACGCUGCAAUCUUCCUCAAAGCAAGCAAUGAAAGUGCACAGAUUACACAGAAUGAACGUGCAAAAGAUCUUUCAUGUUAAAGAGCCUUAGAAGAAGGGAAAUAAUGGGAAUAUGACUUAUUUGGCUUCUGGUGGGACAGGACUGCAGAUGAGGAGAUGAUUUUCCUUUCGUAUAGUGAAUUGCAGCUAUAAACUGCUUACAGGGUUAAUUCUAAAGCACACACAGCGUUAAUCUGAUAACGCAACAAAGGUACGUCGUAAUAAUAAAGUCAGUUUGUUUAUAUGUUAAAAUAAAAAAACAAGAUGGGUGUUAUUACAAAAAAACUUGUAUCUGAUGCUAGUGAAUUAUAAAUAAUUAUUUAGAACAGGGCUAUAAUGUUUUAUGUCACUUUUCAAAUGUUGCCAUUUUACAUGCAGUAGCUGCUGUGACCACUAGAGGGAGGCAUUAUAAAACAGCUUCAUGCAGAUUUGAGGACCACAGUUGGAGUUUGUUUCUCAGGUAUCAGGGUUCUAAGCUAACUUUUAGCCUUUAGUUAAAAAAAAGUUAUAAUAUGUUUAAUUUGUCUGUUUACAUAAAAAUAAAUUAUAUUUUUUAAAUGUGAAAGAUUUAUUUAACAGAGGUGUGUGUUUCGUUAUGUUUUCUUGUCAUUCCAAAUAUGUCCAAAUGUAUAGGUGCAGCAUCUAAAAGCCUCAGUAAUAAUAAUGGUCAGGCUCAGGACGUGUGAAAAAGAUAAAACUGUUUGAAUGUAAUUUAUAUUUGCACGGAUGAAAACACUGUUAAAUAAAAGGUUUUUAUACAU